CCUCUCCUUUUCACUGCACAGUGCCAAGAGGAGUCUGCCGCCACGGAGCUCAGCCCCUUGGCCACUUCCCGGAGUUCCUAGAAGUGGAAGAAAGUCAUUUGCUGAGAUGUCGUCACUCAGGAAUUUUCCCCAGGAAAGUCUGGAAGUGGAGAGCUACCGUACGAGGUUCAGUGCCUGGACUCCCUUUAACAACCAGUCCUUAAACAGACAGCUCUUUCAAGAAAGAGUUAAUCUCAUAAGUCACUGGUUUGGCCUCUGGACCAACAAGCAACGGCGGGAAUUCUUAUUCACAAUUCUUUCACAAUGUUCUAGAUCACAACUAAGGUUCAUGCAAGACUGGUUUUCAGAAAGGAAGCAGGUGGCCAGAGUGGAUUUCUCGACAGUGUUACCGCGCUCCCUUUCUCUGUAUAUCUUUUCCUUUCUGAGUCCAAAAGACCUGUGUGCAGCGGCUCAAGUCAGCUGGCCCUGGAAGUUUCUAACAGAACAGGAUUGCUUAUGGAUGCCCAAAUGCACUAAGUUUGGAUGGUUUCUGCCCUAUACGCCAACACAGAAUGAAUACGGAGCUUGGAAGCACCACUACAUUGCUUGCGUAUCCAGCUUGGACUGGCUAACGCCCAGGGAGGCUGCUGCUGUUUAUGGAACACUCAAUGAACCCAAACCAGAAGAUGAGGAGUUCCAGGAGAGGCAAAGAGAGAAGUGCCUGAGGAAAAUAAUUUGGGAGAACAUUGCAUUCCGUAAGAAGGAGUUAUUCAAAGCUCGACCCCCUUGGCUGAGUGGAACGCGCUCCAGGAUACUGGAGUCCUCGAGCCUGCCCCAUGGUCCUCAGAUGGGGAGGGAUGGAGCAGGAUUCUAUGAAGCUUUGGAAAGACAGCUUGUUCUGGCAUCUUUAGAUGCUUUGCCUAAGCGAAGCAAUCUCUCUGGAAGUCACUCUUACCCUUUAUUAUUAAAGAAAAAUCACCAUGGGGUUGGUAGGACUGAUGACAGCUCUUCUGGUGCUUUGCAAACACAUGUCAUCCUAAUAUCAUCGCGGAUUCCUGCCUAUGAGAUGGUGGUGGAGGGUGUGAAGGUGGGUGUCGUGACUGUGCUGUACGAACACAGCGGUGUGACCCUGGAAGGCCUGCUUCAUCUCGUAGACAGAGCUCUGCAAGGACGGAAGGCACAGAGCCUGGGAAUAUUUAGCGGUGGAAACAGCAGAGAAAUUGACUUACUCCAAGGCUAUAAAAUUUGUAUUAAAAAUUUACUGUCGCCUGAAGUGAGGGACUUCUGGGAGAAAUUAGGAAGCUGUGUGGCCACCACAGAAGAAGGGGGACGUGUAGACUUCUUUGUGCCUCUUGGAGCAUCAGAAGCAGGCAUGGAAGUCCUUUCUCAGCUGUCUCAACUAACUGGCACAUUCUUCUCGGCCCCCACCGGAAUUGCGACUGGUUCAUACCAACACAUUUUUAGCGACUGGCUGGGGGCACAGCAGGACAGACCACCUCCUUAUAACUACUUCAGUGAAUCCAAGCUACAGGCAUGGUCCAGCUUUACAGACUCCCUGGAAGACGCCUUGAAAUCCGUGAGGAAGGAGUUACAUCCGCUCUUCAAGAACUUCCAGAAGAGCAUCAGUGGCCAGAUCAUAGGGCAAUUUAUGUUUGACGCUCUGAGUAUGGCCAGCAUUCUUCGUAACCAAGAUGCUGCACAGGCUCUGGCCGAUGGACUGAUGGAGUUGUCAAAAGAAGGGUCUGACAAACCUCUGGAUUUUUUGUCAUCUUUCCUACUGAAGAAAUCUAGAAAAAGGAGUGAGGAAUCUGAAGGAAAUGAUAUUCUGAUAGAAUGUGAUGUAAAAGUAACACCGGGUCCACCUGCAAAGGAAAGAAGUGCCGUAGAAGACAAUUCUCAGGACACAAAGUCAAGUCCAAGCCAAAGCGACCUGAACAUGGAGGUGCUGGUUAAGCUGGAGAGAAAGCUAAAGAUGAACUCAGUAGAGAAACGAACCCACGUUGUGAGGGAGCUUGUACAGAGCGAGAGACGGUAUGUGCAGAUGCUGGGAAUCGUGAGGGACGUGUAUGCCAGGCCCCUGAGGGCAGCGCUCUCCUCAAACAGAGCUAUUCUGAGUGCUGCCAACAUACACAUCAUUUUCUCUGAUAUUCUGCGCAUCCUAGAACUCAACAGAGAAUUUCUAGAUAAUCUACGAGACAGACUACAGGAAUGGAGCCCAGCCCACUGUGUGGGAGAAAUAUUCAUGAAGUUUGGAAGGCAGUUGAACACAUAUACCAAUUUCUUCAACAACUAUCCAGUUGUUCUGAAAACCAUCGAGAAGUGCAGAGAAAUGACCCCAGCAUUCCGAGCUUUCUUGAAGAGGCAUGAUAAGACCAUUGUUACCAGAAUGCUGAGCCUGCCAGAGCUGCUUCUGUGUCCAUCCCGGAGAUUUGGAGAAUAUAUUCACCUUCUCUAUGCUCUGAGACUCCAUACUCCCGCAGGACAUACAGACCGUGGGGACCUGACCACUGCAAUUGAUCAAAUCAAGAAAUAUGAAGACUACAUAGAGCAGAUAAAGGAAAACAUCAACAUGAAAGAACAGCUGUCCGACGUACAGAUGAUCAUCUCGGGGUGCCCUACCCUAUCAGGAGUAAACAGAUACCUGAUUAGGAUCCAAGAUGUAGUUCAACUUCAUUGCUGUAGUGAGACAAUGGACUUCUCUUUAAGGCUCUACGAAGAGACCCGAGACCUCAGCCUCUUCCUUUUCAAUGAUGCACUGCUUGUUACCAGCCGGGGCACAGCUCAUACUCCAUUUGAAAGGACUUCUAAAACAAUCUACCAGUUCAGUGCAUCAGUGGCCCUUCCCAGGAUGCUCAUAGAAGACAUUCCAGACUCCAAAUAUGUUAAGAAUGCAUUCAUUCUUCAAGGUCCAAAACGUGAAUGGAUCUGUGCUACUGAGGAGGCGGAUGAUAAAUUCCUUUGGUUGUCUGUACUCCAAAGUGCAAUCAGAAGCAGUAUGAAGUAAGACUAGAUUCAAAACAGACAAGAAGGUCCUUGGAAGUUCAUAUACCAUGUUUUCUGCUUCAAAACAUCUAAUGAGAAACACAGAGGGAUCAGUCAUGGGUGCUGAGGAGAUGGAUGAGCUAGGACCAUCUGUGAGGUUCCUUCCAACUUUUAAAAUGUAUGAUGAAGCUAUGUGGGGAGUAUAAGAACAAGUCUAUAAUUUUGAACCACAUCUUUUGGUAGCUACUGUUCAAAGGCAUUAUUUUAAACACUUUGACACAAAGAGCAAUGAGAAAAAAAGUGUAGGUUUCUAAAGAUGAGUAAUGAAAAAUCCGAAUGAACGCUUCUUUCAUGAGCAUUCUAGAAAAAUACUUGAAUUUUGGGAUUCACCAACUUUUUCAUGAAGCAAUUAAUGACUUUAAGGAUAUAUCUGAGAAAUAGAAAUAGCAGCUUUCUCAAGUACUUGUCAAACAAUGUGAAAGUGCCUUUUUUAAAGGCACUAGAAUAUGCCAUUUCAAAGUACUAAAAAGUUUGGUGAGUUUUGUUUGUUUUCUAUAAUUCUUACUUUUUGCUUUAA
Molecule: messenger RNA, 3538 nt
Organism: Onychomys torridus (southern grasshopper mouse)
Lineage: Eukaryota; Metazoa; Chordata; Mammalia; Rodentia; Cricetidae
Gene: Ect2l
Product: epithelial cell transforming 2 like
Exons: 22
Coding region: 107-2983 (958 amino acids)
Molecular function (GO): guanyl-nucleotide exchange factor activity; protein binding
Source: RefSeq, a predicted model, not a curated record